Penicillium paradoxum is the source of this 1770-nucleotide messenger RNA. It is a transcript of the gene nde1, whose product is annotated as nuclear distribution protein NudE. The coding region runs from base 1 to 1770 and encodes 589 amino acids. Gene Ontology annotation, cellular component: centrosome; kinesin complex; kinetochore. Gene Ontology annotation, molecular function: microtubule binding. Gene Ontology annotation, biological process: establishment of mitotic spindle orientation; microtubule nucleation; mitotic centrosome separation. The transcript is spliced from 2 exons. NCBI's taxonomy places the organism in Eukaryota, Fungi, Ascomycota, Eurotiomycetes, Eurotiales, Aspergillaceae. The record is from RefSeq and is a predicted model, not a curated record.
AUGCCGGCCGUCGACGAACCAGCUUCCGAACGGAAGCACACGAGCAGCUCUUACAGAGAUGAAUUGGCUCAUUACAAAGCCCAGUAUGAGCAACUUGAGGCGGAGCUUGCGGACUUUCAGUCCUCCAGCCGGGAGCUGGAGACUGAGCUAGAGAAAGACAUUGAAGCCUCGGAAAAGCGGGAGCGGCAGUUGAAAGAAAAGCUCGAUACAAUGCGAUACGAAGUUGACGAGUGGAAGUCCAAGUACAAACAGUCGAAGACCGAAGGAAACUCUGCACAGAACAAUCUGCAAAAAGAAAUCACGACCCUGCGAGAUGCGAACCGCACCUUGCAACUGAAGCUUCGAGACAUUGAAGUUGCCAAUGAUGAUUAUGAGCGCCAAGCCCGAAAUACGACGUCGUCCCUGGAGGACAUGGAGUCUAAGUACAACAUCGGCAUUGAGCGUGGGGUCUUGCUAGAGGAGGAAAUCAGGACCGGGGAGCAAGAGCGCGAACAACUGCGCAUUGACAACCAACGCCUCCGCGAUGAGCUGGCCGACCUGAAGAUUGAGGCUGAGAUCAUCCAAGAGAAGCUUCGAAACACCGAAGGCCAUGGCUUCCGCCGCCGCAAGCCCACCCCUCUCUAUCAUCGCAGCCCAGCAACUCCGCAAAGCUUGGAGAUCUUCGACCGUUCGCCUGCCACCGCUACCCCGUCACCAGUCUUCGCUACGCCCCCCACUAAACCAUCCCUUGCGUCGUCGACCGCUACCCCUCCUUCGCCUCCUAUCUCCGAGUCGUCGGUGAACAUGCGCAAGUCGAUUAGCGCAUAUUCCAAUGCGACGCCUACGUUCCCCCGACAGAGAGCUGCUGGUGCAGAGCCAGUGAACUCUAGAACCCUUCAUGCUCGAACUCAACCGCGCGCGACUCAUUCCCGAACUACUUCCCUUGCUUACAGCAAUGGUGCUUACAGCAAUAGCAAUGGGCGGUCCACUCCAUCCAUGUCGCUCUCGUCUCGCAGCACAUUGUCGAGAGUGAACACCUCGCGGCCGCCAGCCAUUCCCAAGUCUGGAUCCCUGUUCCAGAUCCGCGGCCUGAUCGGCAAGAUGCAGAAGCUUGAAGAGCGCGUCCAAUCGGCCAAAUCACGACUUCCCGCCCCAUCCGAUACGUCCUCUCGUGGAUCCCCUCGCUCCGGGUCUGUGGCUAGCGAAAGUCCGGUCCCCACGUCGAUCACCGUUCGUAGAAAUUCGCACAAGCGCCAGAGUAACAGUAGCUUGGGCUCCUCUGUGCGGGAUAGCGAAGGUACUCCGUCGCACGUUCCACCGGGUCGUCAGUCGUUAGGAAAACCCGGUGAGAGUCGCCCGAGUAGCCGAACCAGCUUUUCCAGCCGCAGUUCCUUCAGCCAAAGCGUGCAUUCCGGUGUUCCGGUGAAUGGCCGGCCUGAAAGUCGUUCCAGUCGUCCUGGAGCCAAAACCCCCUUGGGUCACUACUCCACGAACCCUAUGACGGAAGGACGGCGGCCUCGAUCUUCUCUCAGCAACCACGCCGGCCAACUCCCUAACAUCGCUGGCAUGUCGCUUAUUGAUGAGGAUAAAGAUAUUCCCACGCCCACGACCUCCCGCCCCCCUCAGGAUAUUCGGCGACCAUCGGUCUCGACCACCCCCACUCCUGGAUUGAAGAAGCGCACCCCCAGUGGCAUCCCAGCUCCGCGAAGUUUCAAGACGAGUAUCGGACCUGGUUCGAUGCCACCGCCCAGCCGCAAACCCCAAGUCAGCGACCUGGGGGAGACCUUUUGA